AGAGGAUCCAAAUUCAUUACAAAUGCAUUUUAGCCUUUUAGGAGGUAAAGUAUCCAUAUGCGACCUAAUUUCAUUUUCAACAGUUGGGCUCAAGCGCAAAUCAAAUUCUUUCAAGAAAAGAUUUCCAUCUGCUCCCAUUAGGCUUUAACCUUCUCUUCUAUGCCAGAAGGCCAGAAUCCCCCAUUCUUCCAUUUCCAGGUAGGUAGGUUUUCUCUGUACUCCAUGUUCAGUUUUCCAGGUAUUUUCUAUUCAACAAGGUGAGGUGUGUAGUUGAUAGGGCCAUGUUAUCCGGAGAUUCCGGGACUGUGAUGUUGGUCUAUGGUGAUACAUCAGAUCAGAGAUCUUUCUCCCCAGAUGACACAAGCAGCACUGAGGAAUCACCAGAGCAAACAAACUUGUCCUUAGUGACAAUGAAUGAUUCAAUUCCAUACAAGGGGCAGAGAUUCCCAACCCAUGACGCUGCUUAUGAAUUCUACACCGCGUUCGCGAAACAGUGCGGCUUCUCAAUCCGAAGGCACAGAACGGAAGGCAAAGAUGGGGUUGGCAAAGGACUCACGCGGCGCUACUUCGUCUGCCACCGCGCAGGAAAAACUCCCGCCAAAUCUUCGGCUGAAAAUAAACCUCAAAGAAACAGAAAAUCCUCCAGGUGUGGAUGCCAAGCUUACCUGCGUAUAAGUAAGAACUCUGACCUUGGGGUUCCUGAAUGGGUGGUCACCGGUUUUGCAAACCACCAUAACCAUGAACUCUUGGAACCGAACCAAGUACGUUUCCUUCCCGCGUAUAGGACCAUUUCCGAUUCAGACAAGAGCCGGAUCCUGAUGUUUGCAAAAACAGGAAUCUCUGUUCAACAAAUGAUGAGGCUCUUGGAGCUCGAGAAAUGUGUGGAACCCGGAUAUCUUCCCUUCACUGAGAAGGACGUUAGGAACUUGCUUCAGUCAUAUAGAAAGGUGGACCCCGAGGAUGAAGGCAUUGAUCUACUGAGGAUGUGUAGAAACAUUAAGGAGAGAGAUUCUAACUUCAAGUAUGAUUUCACACUCGAUUCAAACAAUAGAUUGGAGAACAUUGCUUGGUCAUAUGCUUCGUCCAUCCAGUCAUAUGAGGUUUUUGGUGAUGCCGUGGUUUUUGAUACAACCCAUUGCUUGACUGCUUUUGAUAUGCCUUUGGGAAUAUGGGUUGGAGUGAACAAUUAUGGGAUGCCUUGUUUCUUUGGCUGUGUACUUCUGCGAGAGGAAAACGUGAGAUCAUUUUCAUGGGCAUUGAAGGCAUUCUUGGGGUUCAUGGACGGGAAAGCCCCUCAAACUGUGCUAACUGACCAAAACAUGUGUCUCAAGGAGGCAAUAGCAAUGGAGAUGCCAACGGCUAAGCAUGCCCUCUGCAUAUGGCUUAUUGUCGCGAAAUUCCCUUCAUGGUUUAAUGCCGUUUUAGGGGAGCGAUACAGCGAGUGGAAAGCUGAGUUUUAUAGACUGUACAACUUGGAAUCGAUCGAGGAGUUUGAGUUGGGUUGGAGAGAGAUGGUGAAUUUGUUCGGACUGCAUACCAAUAGGCACAUUGCUGGUUUGUUUGCCUUGAGGUCACUGUGGUCACUGCCAUACCUAAGAAGCCAUUUCUUUGCAGGAAUGACUACGGCUAGCCAAUCAAAGUCAAUCAAUGCUUUCAUUCAACGAUUUUUGAGUGCCCAAACUCGGCUUGCACAUUUCGUGGAGCAGGUGGCAGCUGCAGUGGACUUUAAGGAUCAAAUGGGAGAACAACAAACCAUGCAGCAGAAUCUUCAUAACAUUUCCCUCAAAACUGGGGGCCCCAUGGAAUCUCACGCCGCCACAGUUCUCACCCCUUUCGCCUUCACCAAGCUCCAGGAGCAGCUCAUCCUCGCCACACACUAUGCGUCCUUUCAGCUGGAAGACUGUUUCCUUGUCAGACACCACACAAAAGUCGAGGGUGGACGGAAUGUUUACUGGGCCCCGCUGGAAGGCAUCAUAGGGUGCAGCUGCCAGCUGUACGAGUUCUCAGGUAUACUUUGCCGGCAUGCCCUUAGGGUUCUGUCAACCGGAAACUGCUUCCAGAUUCCAGAGAGGUAUCUGCCUCUCCGGUGGCGAAAAAUCAGCUCUGUCCAGACUAACCAGAAUUUGGACCACAUGGAAAAGGUUCAGUGUCUGCAGAGUUUGGUUUCGAGUCUUAUUUCGGAAUCAGUAAAGUCAAAAGAACGGCUCGAAAUGGCGACCGAGGAGGUGUCCCUCCUUUUGUCUCGGCUACGUGAACAGCCGGUUGUUUAUUCGUUGUCGGUGGUGAAAGAAUUGUCAUCAGCAUCCAUUAAAAGGUUUGCUUGACUUGGAUUUCUGAACAUUCGAAAACUUAGAGCCCAUCUGGCAAGGUUUGUUUGGCUGAAUUGGUUGGUAACAUCAAAUUACAAAGCCAAAUAAUGAAGUCAACAGUUACUUAUUAUGCUCGUUCUGUUGAUAAGUCGAUCAGGUAGAAUAGGCGACUUUUGGCCACCAAACGGAGCCGUAAUCCACGUUAGAGUUCUUGUAGAAAUCAGGGACAUGAAAUUAUGAAGCAAUAGUUUUGUGCAGUGAGUGCUGGCUGAGUGUGUGUAUAUACAUUUAUUUUGACUAGACAUUGAAAUUUUGUCCUUCAAACAAAUAUAUAAAGUUGCUGUCACUGCAGAAGGGAAAUGUUCUAAUUUUUUGUUACUUCCCAUUGUUUUAUGCCACUCAAUGAUAUUUUGGUUGCCU
This is a messenger RNA of Cuscuta epithymum, 2729 nucleotides long. Lineage: Eukaryota; Viridiplantae; Streptophyta; Magnoliopsida; Solanales; Convolvulaceae. The record is from the annotation of a GenBank genome assembly.